Messenger RNA from Salvelinus namaycush (lake trout), 2393 nucleotides. Its product is annotated as zinc finger protein 436-like. The transcript has 3 exons. The record is from RefSeq and is a predicted model, not a curated record. The coding region runs from base 82 to 1833 and encodes 583 amino acids. Gene Ontology annotation, molecular function: DNA-binding transcription factor activity; RNA polymerase II cis-regulatory region sequence-specific DNA binding. Gene Ontology annotation, biological process: regulation of transcription by RNA polymerase II. Lineage: Eukaryota; Metazoa; Chordata; Actinopteri; Salmoniformes; Salmonidae.
AUUUUUUAUGUUCCUUGUGGGGAGUAAAGAAAUACAUACUGACCAAACUGAAUAGACUACCCAGAUCUAAUUUUACUGAACAUGUCUAAACUACAGAUGUUGUGUGUGUUUUUAAAUGAGCGUUUAACGGCGGCUGCUGUGGAUAUUUUUGGGGCAGUUGAGAAAACGGUAGUAGAGUACCAGGAGGAGAAUGAUCGGCUACGGAGACUUCUGCGGAGGACACCAGAGAUACAACUAUGUAGAAUAGUCCCUCCAGAAUCCCUGCAGCUCUCUGUCUCUGAAGAGGAGGUUCCCCCUGAGCAGCAGCACUGUGAGCAGGAGUGGAGCCCCAGUCUGGGACAGGAGGACCCAGAGACCAUACAGAUUAAAGAGGAACAGGAGGAAGUCAGGACCAGUCAGGAGGAAGAGCAGCUUCAAGGGUUGGAGCCUGAUGUCAUAGAGUUCAUAUUUACUCCUUCCUGUGUGAAAAGUGAAUGUGAUCAGGAGGACCCACGUCAAGAAGCCGUACUUGCUGAACACCCAACUCUCAGUCCACUGAAAACAUCUAAACUACAGUCGUUUCAAGAGUUUUUAAAUGAGCGUUUAACAGCGUUUGCUGCUGUGGAGAUUUCCGGGGAAUUUGCGAAAGCAGUAGCAGAGUACCAGGAAGAGAAUGAUCGGCUACGGAGAAUGCUGCGGAUCACUCCGGAGAUACAACUAUGUAGAAUAGACUCCCUGCAGCUCUCUGUCUCUGAAGAGGAGGUUCCCCCUGAGCAGCAGCACUGUGAGCAGGAGUGGAGCCCCAGUCUGGGACAGGAGGACCCAGAGACCAUACAGAUUAAAGAGGAACAGGAGGAAGUCAGGACCAGUCAGGAGGAAGAGCAGUUUCAAGGGCUCUUUGAUACCAAAGACUCCAUAUUCACUCCUUCCUGUUUGAAAAGUGAAUGUGAUCUGGAGGACCCACUUCAGUCCUUGACUCUUCCCCAAACCCAGACUGUGGAGAACAGAGAGAGUCACUCUAAACCAGUGGAUCUCAAGCCUCUGUCCAGGCACAUGAGGAUUCACACAGGAGAGAAGGCAUUUAUCUGUGGUGAUUGUGGGAAAAGCUUUAUUCGCAAGGCACACCUAACCAGGCAUAAACUGACUCACACAGGAGAGAAACCAUUCACCUGUGGUGACUGUGGGAAAAGCUUCCGUCUCAAAGGGAACCUAACCACUCACAAACUGACUCACACCAGAGAGAAAUCAUUUAUCUGUGGUGACUGUGGGAAAAGCUUCCGUCUCAAAGGGAACCUAACCACUCACAAACUGACUCACACAGGAGAGAAACCAUUUAGUUGUGGUGACUGUGGGAAAAGCUUCAAUCGUAAGGUGAGCCUAACUGAACAUAAACUGACUCACACAGGAGAGAAACCAUUUAGCUGUGGUGACUGUGGGAAAAGCUUCAUUCGGAAGGUGCAUCUAACUGAACAUCAACUGACUCACACUGGAGAGAAACCAUUCACCUGUGAUGACUGUGGGAAGAGAUUUAUUCAGAAGAGGGACCUAAGGAGACAUAUACUGAUUCACACAGGAGAGAAACCAUUUAGCUGUGGUGACUGCGGGAAAAGCUUCAAUCGAAAGGGGCACCUUACCAUGCAUAAACUGACUCACACAGGAGAGAAACCAUUCACCUGUGGUGACUGCGGGAAAAGCUUCAAUCGAAAGGGGCACCUAACCAUGCAUAAACUGACUCACACAGGAGAGAAACCAUUUAGCUGUGCUGACUGUGGGAGGAGCUUUAUUCAGAGGAGGGACCUAAGGAGACAUAUACUGAUUCACACAGGAGAGAAACCAUUUAUCUGUGGUGACUGAGGGAAAAACUUCAAUCAGAAACAACAUGGCUGCUUAGUCUGAUAAUAUAUUCAUUCAGAAGACUAAUUUGCUAACACGUGAAAGACAUCCACAAAGAAAGUAAAUGAGGACAGAGAGGGGACUAAGAGAGUAUUGAGAUACACCUGUGGACCAACUCUAGCUGGUCCUCCUGAUCCUGCUCAGUCCAAUGUCACAGUAAUGAUAUAAUGGGGCUGUUGUCUGAACCUAACAGGUAAUGUUGCUACUCUUUGUGUAUGAAAUGGACAAUCUGCAGUUCAGACAACCACCACUUUUUAGGUGAACAACUGAGGGAUGAUGUUGGAGAGUUGUGAACACUCAAUGUUGUAGUCAGAUAUGGAUACAAUAUGUCCAGAUCUGAUGCAGGUUUCCCAAUAGGCGGCCCGUUGGUGGUUUUAUUUGGCCCCCAAGUUUUCUGAGCAAAACUAAUAUAUAGAAUUGUAUUUUUUUUGGUUCGUUGUUGGAUAUUUAUCUUAUUAAUUUAGGGAAUCUGUUCCCAAGUAUUCCCACGUGUAAAUAGAUUUAGUAGUCAAAAGUUUGGA